Molecule: messenger RNA, 1545 nt
Organism: Oldenlandia corymbosa var. corymbosa
Lineage: Eukaryota; Viridiplantae; Streptophyta; Magnoliopsida; Gentianales; Rubiaceae
Source: the annotation of a GenBank genome assembly
CUACCAAACAAUACCACUCAUUGAGAAUAUUUACCUAUUUAUCUUCCCAAAUGAAUCAACCCUCACAAUAACCAACAUAAAAAAAUAAUAAAUAAAUUGCUAUUUUCCAUGCCCAAUUUUCACUCUAUAAUCUCUUUAUACGACUAUACCCUUCAAAUUCUUGAUACUUAGUAGUGUAGUAAUUUUCUAUAUUUUCUCCCAUACGCUUCUCCCACCUUUCAUUAUUCUCCACCCUCUCCACUCCAUACAUUUUCCCCCAAAACCACCGUCCAACACCUCCGCCAACCACCACCGUCAUGAAGAAACUCUACCGAAAAGGCACUGUUCAUCCGUCCCCACCGCCCUUGGUAUCAUCAUCAGACAACACCCUUGCUCUUGCUUUUCUGCCGCCAACCAUUUUGACUCUGGCUGUUGCUCUAUCCCCACAAGACAGAGAAGUUUUGGCCUAUCUUAUCUCUUGCGCCUCUUCCUCCUCCUCCUCCUUCGCCGGAACCCCGAACGGCAGCGCCAAGAGGCGGAGCAAUACCUCUAGUGGUAACAAUAGUUACGGCAAUAGUUCCCCCUCCGCCUCCGCCGCCGCGAGUCAGAGUGCCCGACGGAGUACUAAAACUGACCAACAUCCCGCUUCCUUCAACUGUUAUUGCUUUGGGUGCUACAUGAGCUACUGGAUAAGGUGGGAUUCCUCCCCCAAUCGCCAACUCAUACAUGAGAUUAUUGAUGCUUUUGAACAAGAGGGCUCGUCUUCUUCGGCCGUGCAGAAGGGCAAGACCAAGAAGGAGAAGAGGAAGAAGAACAAUAAAGGGUCUCCGGUGAAAAGUAAUGGCCAUGAAACAGGGCAACAAGCAGUAAUGAAGAAAAAUAUUAGUUCUGAGCUGCUGCCGUUACCGGCGACCGGUGGUGGUAGUACCCCUGCAAUGGAAGAGGAAGUUAAUGAGGUGGAGAACAGCGGAGAGAGUAGUGAUGAUGGCAGUUCAAUGGAAGGCGGAGAAGGGACUUCUGUGAGGAGAUUUAUGGGUUUUCUAGGUGAGAAAAUUUGGGGCAUGUGGAAUUGAAGAAAUAAUAAUACAGGACAGGAUUAGGAAAAGAGGUUGGUUUUACUUCAGCAACCUGUUUGUUAAGCCAGGAAAGUAAUUCAAUUGAAGUUUGUCUGUUCUUUGUUUCUUCUUUUUUUCCCCGUGAAACCUUUUGGUUGGGUGUUCUUUAAUUUGUUCCUUUUGAGUUAUCGCUAUGUAAAAUUGAUAGCGUUUUUGAAGAUGAUGUAAAAAAUAUGAUUCUGGGUUUUCAGUCAUCUUUCAUUAUCGGUUUGUUGCCACCUUGAAGAUUGUUUGAUUUUUGUGGCUUUAAGCCUUUAACAUUCAUAAUUAAACUGAUGUUUGAGAACUAGAAAUGAGUUUGUUUGAUUUAGGACUUCUCAAGAAAGACUGCUGUUUUUUGAGCACAGGGUUGACAUGUUUAGUCAAAUUUUAAUAAAGUGGCGUGAACGUAUUCAAAGUUGCAUUGCGUACAAUUUAUUAAUCUGUCGUUCAGAAAUGUCGUCUCGUCUCC